CCCCCUGCGGAUUGAGCACUCCUCUGCCCUCUUAAUUAAUAAGUUUAGAGCUCUGCUGUGAUCUCUCUUUUUUCUAAUUGAUCCAUCUGUUCAACUGAAUGGCUAUGGCAGUGGCCAUUCACGAUGCCCCGGAGCUCGACUUCUCGGGGUACAGCACGACCACUGCCACGACCGAUGGUGACUACAACUGGAACGACUGGUCCCCUGUGGUCGACUGGGAUGCGAUCUCUGGCCCCGUUGGCCAGGAUGACUUCCAUGGCCUUAUCGAGUCGAUGAUGAUGGCUGGGGAAGGGAGUGGACCGGGGGAUGGCAUGGUGGGAAUGGAAGAGGGUUACUGCUGCAACUCGGAGUCGACCGACUCGAUGGCAGUGGAUGAGGAAAUCAUGAUGGCUGAUGAUGGUGAGGACUUCAAGGGGCUCAGGCUGGUCCACCUCCUGAUGGCUGCGGCUGAGGCCCUGACCGGCCUCAACAAAAGCCACGAGCUGGCUCGGGUGAUAUUGGUUCGGCUCAAGGAGUUGGUUUCCCCAACCGAUGGCUCCAACAUGGAGCGGCUCGCCGCCCACUUCGCAGGUGCCCUCCAGGGGUUGCUCGAUGGCGCCACCUCCAAGCACCACCACGUGGCAAUCCCAGGUGGGGCCCACCGCGAUGACCACCACCAGACCGACGUGAUCGCCGCCUUCCAGCUGAUGCAGGACAUGUCGCCGUAUGUGAAGUUCGGGCAUUUUACGGCCAAUCAAGCGAUUCUGGAGGCUGUCGUCCUAUACAGACGGGUGCACGUGGUCGACUAUGAUAUCAUGGAGGGCAUCCAAUGGGCUUCUCUGAUGCAGGCCCUUGUGUCGAGGAAGGACGGCCCACCCGCCCCGCACCUAAGGAUCACGGCACUAUGGAGGGGUGGCAGUGGGCGGCGAUCAAUCGGGACUGUCCAGGAGACGGGCCGCCGGCUUUCUGCAUUUGCCACGUCAAUUGGCCUGCCUUUCUCAUUCCACCAGUGUAGGCUAGACUCCGAUGAAAAAUUUCGGCCGUCCAGCUUAAAAUUGGUCCGAGGCGAGGCGUUAAUCUUCAACUGCAUGCUCCACCUGCCCCAUUUCAGCUACCGGGCCCCCGACUCGGUUGCUUCAUUCCUAUCCGGUGCCAAGACAUUGAACCCGAGACUGGUGACCUUGGUCGAGGAGGAAACUGGAUCCAACAUUGGGGAUGGAGGAUUCGUGGGCCGGUUCAUGGAUUCAUUGCACCAUUACUCGGCCAUCUACGACUCGUUGGAGGCAGGAUUCCCAAUGCAGGGUCAGGCCAGGGCGCUGGUUGAGAGGGUUUUCCUGGGGCCGAGGAUAGCAGGUUCGCUGGCCCGGAUAUACCGGGGCUGGGGGAACGAGGACAGGGGAUCGUCGUGGGGGAAGUGGCUGGCUGAGGUUGGGUUCACGCCGGUGAAGAUAAGCUUCUCCAAUCAUUGCCAAGCGAAGCUGUUGCUGGGGCUGUUCAACGAUGGGUAUCGAGUGGAGGAAUUGGCCAACAACAGGCUUGUCUUAGGAUGGAAAUCUCGACGUUUGCUCUCUGCUUCAAUCUGGGCUUCCUCCUCCUCCUCUUCUUCUGAUUCUGAGUCGUGAAUUUAUUUUUCCUGUGAGAGCAUGAGUGUCUAAUUUAGUUUGGAGGUCAGCUUGGUCCUAGUCACGAGUUACUUCUGGUUAUGAUCCAUGAAUUUGCUUAUUCUAAUGGUCGAAGAUACUAUAAAAAGUGAAAUGCUUUCAAUAUAAUUUGUAUUUCGAGCUCUAUUUUUUCAUUUUUUUUCACUUGUUGCCCCAAAAAGUUAAUGUCACUAGAACUAGAUUUCAUAUUUGGUUGUA
Molecule: messenger RNA, 1838 nt
Organism: Punica granatum (pomegranate)
Lineage: Eukaryota; Viridiplantae; Streptophyta; Magnoliopsida; Myrtales; Lythraceae
Source: RefSeq, a predicted model, not a curated record